UCUGGGGGAAGGAGGGAGGUGGUGGUGGAGGAGGAAAACCCAAUCUGAAGAUGUUGACUACAUCCCCUUCUGCACCACAGUUCCUCCUCUUUUAUUGGAUACUAGCGGGUCCUCAAAGGCUCCCAGGCUGUAAUUAGAGGGUGGAUCUUGUAAAGCAGAGGAGCGCUCUCUCUCUCUCUCUUCCAACUACAGACCAGCUCUCUCUCUCUCUCUCUCUUUUGCUUGUCUCUCUCCUUCCUCCUCAAAACUCCGCAGCCAACCCCUCAGGCUGGGACAGCGAUGGCAUCGCCAGUGCUGGAGGUGAUCUCCCUGCUGUGCGGGAUCAGGGGCCCCAGAGAGCCCUGACUUGAAGAAGCAAGAGGGAUCUUUUGUCAGACCAGGUGGGAACCAAAACCCAGAGACCUCAAGGAGCUGAGGAAAAAGAAGAAGCUUCCAAUGGCUCCAGCUGCCUGGGAAUGUUGACGGACACUUGCCACAAAUUAGAUUUGACCCUGUUGGGAAAAGCGGAGGGAAAGCUUGGGGAAGAAACCUAAUCUUCUGGGUGUGGAGCCUUUUGCUCCAAAAAUCUGGAGCGCAGAAGGCAUGGGAGAUUCCUAUACGGCCACUUUCCCUAACGGGAAUGGACUCCUGUCUCCUUCAGCAAGCCCUCAAGCUUCCACCACUUACAGCAAUGAUUACAGCCCGUUCUCCCAUUCCUUCCCAGCCUCCCCAACAUCUCAAGACCCAUCAUCCCUGCUGGUAUCCAAGGGGCACCCUUCCUCCGACUGCCUCCCCAGUGUCUACACUUCUUUGGACAUGCCACACCCUUAUGGCUCCUGGUACAAAGCUGGCAUCCACCCGGGCAUCUCCACCACCUCUAGCAACCCCACGGCUUCCUGGUGGGACAUGCACUCCAACAGCAACUGGCUGAGCUCCCAGCCCCAGUCAGAUGGACUUCAGAGCUCCUUGCAGACCAUGCCCAGCCAGGCUCCCAUCAGCCCCCAACUGCCCAGUUACACAUCCGAAUUCACCACCUUAAACCCUGCUCCAUACCCGGCUGUGGGCAUCACUUCCUCGUCGCACCUUCUCCCUUCAGGUCAACAUGUGCUGCCCCAAGAGAUGUACAAGCCCAAGCCGGUGGCCAACAACUCCCUGAUGGAAGGUGGGAUCGGACUGAAGUCCGGAAGAGGCGGCUCCUUUGGGAGUACGGCGGGCCGGUCGACCUGCGACUGCCCCAACUGCCAAGAGCUGGAGAGGCUCGGGGCCUCGGCAGCCAGCCUGCGGAAGAAGCCCAUCCACAGCUGCCACAUCCCGGGCUGCGGGAAGGUCUACGGGAAGGCCUCGCACCUCAAGGCCCACCUGCGGUGGCACACCGGGGAGCGCCCCUUCGUCUGCAACUGGCUCUUCUGCGGCAAGCGCUUCACCCGCUCGGACGAGCUGGAGCGCCAUGUCCGCACCCACACCCGGGAGAAGAAGUUCACCUGCUUGCUUUGCAACAAGCGCUUCACCCGUAGCGACCACCUCAGCAAGCACCAGAAGACCCACAACGAGAUGGGGGUAGGGAAGCCCCCCGAGGGCGAAGCAGAACGGGAAGAGGCGGCCGCAGUGGCCGGUUCUCCCAGCGCUGCCUUGCAGGAUGGCCUCCCUGGAGACGAGAAAGACGCCACCAGCCCAGAGCAGAGCAACCUGCUGGAGAUCUAGGUCGCUGGUGCUGAGUGCUUGCUCCACCUUUGUUGCGUCACACCACCGACACCAUUUUUAAACUGAGCGAAAUAAUUUAUUUCCUGGGGGAAAGCCCAGACUCAGACCUCGUGCCAAACUUCACUUCCCUUCCAACCCCCCAAACGAACUUCGCUGAGAGACCCCUGAAGGUCCACGACUUUCUGGCCAAAGACACAAAUAUCCGAGCCAAAAUCUUGAAGCUAAGUCUCCGGUCAUCCUCUGGAUGGUUACAACCAAAGCGCGUCCCUGCCUUGGUCUCGGCAUGGUCACUCAAGGGAAUGGACAAGAAAUCUGAAGUUGUGCCAUGCAGAGUUGGCCAACUAGCAGGCCAGGCAGGAAUAAAGUGGGUUUUUCUCAGGGUAUGUAUAGGAAUCACCUUUUGUCUAGCGUAACCCACUGAGGAUUCAGUUUGAAUCACCUCCUCUAACUUUGUGCAGUGAGCAGCAGUCUUGCAGCAGGUGGAGAGAAGAAGACAGUGAGAGGUCUGGAGCAGCUUUGAGACUAAGGUGGAAUACCUGUCUCCACAGAACAUGCCCCUGGUCCAGAGCUCUUAAAGAGGCAAGCGCGAUCUCUAGCUCAGGACAUGGCAAAUAGGCUUUAUAGGUCCAGAUUCGGAAGGGGCUGCUGUUCCUUUAAGAAUGGCAAGCUAGGGCAAAUUCCACUAGAGGCGGCUUUUCAGGUACACAGCAGCACUGAUAAGAAAAGCCAUAACUGGUGACACUCUUAAAGGUACAGAAGCCAUCUCCGAGUCUGGACAUGCAAUUGACAGUGGGACUAAUGGGAAAUAGAACUGACUGGUGGAGCAUGAAUAAAUUUGAAGCCCUUUUAUAUGCAAUUGGGAGCCAUUGGUUGAGGGUUUGUACAGGUAAUGGGAGCUUUGCCAUUAAAAUCCCGUUCAAUUUAAAAUGAAGCAUGUUGCUCUUGGGCAGUAGCAGGCAAGUUCAGAGGACAGUUUUGAAGGGGGACGGAUGGGCAUCCAUUUACACAACCAUCUCUCCGUUCUUCACACACAACAAGGGCUCCUUCGCUCCCUCUCCUGUCAAUGCAAGUCUGGCAAAGGCCAUAGCAGAGUGUUGGUGGUAUAACAUCGCUCCAGAGACGGUGCCUGCCUUUUGCAGGUGCCAGCCAUGCCUUUGCUUCUGGUUUAGAAUACAUGUACCAAACUGAGGACCAUGGGAAUGGAAGCCGUCCACAUGGAUAAGAGACUAUAUUCAGACAGUUGAUGGACAUGGCGCCAUACUGUUAAAAACGGGACUCUCUUUCCAUUGAAAUCCAGAGAACGUGGAAAUUUCUUCUGAUGCACUCUGCUAGAAGCACAGAGGUUGGAGAGGAACGAAGGCCAACCACUCUGUAGAAGUCAAGAAGGGGCAAGUUGUCCCACGAAGGUGCUACAAGACCCUUGGAGCUCCCUCUCCCCAUGUAUUUAAUCUAGAAGUAUAUUUAUGCCUUAAAUUAUGAUGACAAAUUAACAGGAGGAAGGAGGCAACUAGGUUCUCCAAGAGGCCUCUGUAAUGUGAGGCAUCUGUUAUCUUAUCAGGGUAGUCUCUCUGCUAACCGGGGGACUUGCUCUGUGCAAAGCAGCAUGAUCUAUAACUGGCUCGGUUUCUUUUGUUUUUUGUUCGCUUCGUAAGGUGAAAAAAAUGGAGUAUUUAUAAUCUUGAAAUGCUUUUUUUUUAAGUUCUGUGUCGUUUUUUUACGAUCCAUUGGGAUUUUGAAAACCCCUUGUUAAUAUCAGAAAUACGGAGCCAGAUUUUCAAUUUGCUAAGUGCACAUAUUUCGGGGGGAAAGGGUUUAGUUUGCUUUAAGACCUCUGGCUUAAUCAUCAGUGAUGGGGAGCCACUGGCACAAGCCCCUAUUUUGGGGGGCAGAGCUGGUCUAAGACAUUUUGCCGCCUGUGGCGAAGAACAGGACCGUGUCCCACAUUCCAUGUUCAGAAGCUGAUUUGACUGGCAGGUGAAUCUUAUUUCAGGGCUGAUGAUGAGCCUUCACCAUACCUGAGGCUCAGCAGGUUAAUUUUGGGGGUGUAGGACUGGCCAUGAGGCAUACACAGCUGACCUCCAGCAGAAGACAGUGGUCAGAAGUAACAAACAGGGGAUAUCUUUGACAUAUGCCACCUCUCCCUGCCCAACGGCAUGGCCAACUCUGAUUUGGGGACAGUGCCUUUCUGUGGACGCAUAUUGCUGAACUGCUUCCAUUUCCCUUAGAUCAGCCUGCAGUUUCAGGGGCAUUGGAAGUACGACACAUUUCAAAGAGGCUGCCAUGGAAAAUGGCAUUCCUGUGUUUGCCACUUUUCUCCUGUAACAUUUGGGCACCUUUUUCAGGUUGUGGCUUUAUGUUGGGUGCUUCUUCCCACAUUGUUCAUUGGCUGGAAGAGGGUACACCACAUCUGAUGGUGUCAGCAUGCCUAAACAUCAUUGGGAGAGUGAGGGGUGCCCAUUAUUAAGCAAGUAAACCAGAUACGCUUCAGCAUCUGUGUAAGAAGAGAAGUACACUUAUUUCAGCAACAGAAGUAAAAAAAUCUUUUUUUAAAAAAACAACAACAUUUUGCCUGCUCGGUGGCACAUGUCACAUGGAUUUUUUUAAAAAAAACCAACAGUUUGGACUUUGCUUGUUAUUAAUUUAAUUAAGAAUAAAAUAUAAGCUAUGUUGUGGGGGAAGCUUAAAGAAACUCGAGUCUUAUCUUUGGAGGAAAGCACAAUCCAGUGCUUCUGUACCACAAUUCAAAUAAAAUUGCACUCCUAAGG
Podarcis muralis (Common wall lizard) is the source of this 4445-nucleotide messenger RNA. The record is from RefSeq and is a predicted model, not a curated record. NCBI's taxonomy places the organism in Eukaryota, Metazoa, Chordata, Lepidosauria, Squamata, Lacertidae.